AUGAGUCACUCUAGUGUUCAAGGUAACACCAAUCAUGAUCAGGACAACAUAGAGUUGAGAGAAGAGCUCAAUAGAACCAAGGCUGAGUUACAUGAACUAAGGCAAAUGGUCGCCAAUCUUACUCUCAUUCAAAGAGGGCAUUCACAAGGGGAUCACUCUCAUAGGCAAAACCAUGAUCAUGAUGAUCAUUCCCAACAUAGUGAUCACCAUAGUUAUCACCCUUAUGAUCACUAUCAACGCCCUCCUAGGCGUCAUCAUAACCAUCGAGACCAUCAUGUGGAACCUAAACUUGACCUUCCACCCUUCUAUGGAAGAGACAAUGUAGAAGAAUACUUUGAGUGGGAGAUGAAGGUCGAACAGAUUUUUGAGUGCUACCACAUAGAUGAUAGGAGGCGAGUGACCUUAGCUACUUUGACCUUUCAAGGAGCAGCCCUCUAUUGGUGGACAUCCAUCAUAAGAGAUCAAAAGAUGCAUGGCGACUACACCAUCCAAUACUGGAAUGAAUUGAAAGCAGCCUUACACAGAAGGCAUGUCCCGGCCUAUUAUGCUAGAGAAGUCAUGGACAAGCUCCAUCGACUUCAACAAAGAAACAUGAGUGUUGAGGAAUACCGGCAAAAGUUAGAAUUACUCAUGUUAAGAGCUGGGAUAAAAGAAGAGGAGAGAUUCACCAUAGCUAGAUUCCAGAGUGGAUUAAACUAUGAGAUUAGAGAUAAGGUUGAACUCUUACCUUACUUAGAUCUAAAUGACUUUGUCCAGCUAUGUGUGCGAGUGGAAGAACAAAAUAGAAGAAAAGCUUCCACAAAUAGAUCCUACCCUACUACAUCUUCAUAUAGGAGAGAUCUUAAGAGGGAGGGUAGUUUUCCAAGAUAUGAAGAAUCAAAAGAGAGAGAACGAGAACAAGAGAAAGAUAAGAUCAAAAGCAAGGAUAGAGAGCUAAGAAAAGAAAAAGAGAACUCUAAAGGAAAGGAACAACGACCUCCAAGAGAGCAAACUAGAGAUCCCAAGGGUAGGGAGACUAGAUGUUUUAAAUGUGGGGCUAGAGGACACUAUUCAACUGAGUGUCACUUCAAAAAGUCAACCUAUACCCUUGAGCAAGAAAAUCAUAGUGAGGUAUCAACCUCCAGUGCGUCUGAGUUGUCCUUAUCUGAAGAGGAACAUGAAGCUCCACCCUGUGAUGGCGAUCUUCUUAUGGUUAGGAGACUCUUUGAAGCAAAGCAUGUUGAGUUAGAACAAUCUCAACGAGAAAACCUAUUCCACACACGCUGCAAAGUUUUUGAUAAAACUUGUUCUAUGAUUGUGGAUAGUGGUUCUUGUUGUAAUUGUUGUAGCUUUAGAAUGGUGGAAAAGCUAGGCUUAACUCCUACUCCUCAUCCUAACCCUUACAAACUUCAAUGGAUAAAAGAGGAUGAAGGAAUAGUUGUUAAGGAACAAGUAAGUGUACCAAUUUCCAUAGGCAAGUAUGAAGAUCAAAUCAUUUGUGAUAUUGUUCCAAUGGAAGCUGGUCACAUCUUACUUGGGCGACCUUGGCAAUAUGACAAACAAGCUUUGCAUGAUGGGGUCACCAACAAGAUCACCAUCCAACACAAAGGCAAAAAGAUUAUCUUGAGCCCUCUUACACCAUCACAAGAAUACAUCGGCAGCUUUGUUGUAGUCUACUUUGAUGACAUUCUAAUCUAUAUCAAAGGUCUUAAAGAACAUCUUCACCAUGUGAGGAAAGUUUUGAUUUUACUUAGACAACAUCACUUAUUUGCCAACUUUGACAAAUGUACCUUUUGUCAAGAGAGUGUCAUUUUUCUGGGAUUCAAAGUUGGGAAAGGUGUACAUGUUGAUCCUAGCAAAAUCAACGCUAUCCAAGAGUGGCCUGUCUUGAAAACAGUGGGAGAAGUAAGAAGUUUUCUAGGUCUAGUAGGUUUCUAUAGACGAUUUGUAGAAAAUUUCUCUACUAUUGCUGCUCCCCUCAAUGAACUUUUAAAGAAAGAUGUGUCAUUCAAGUGGGAUGAAAAGCAAAGUCUAGCCUUUGAGACCUUGAAGCAUAAGUUAACGCAUGCACCCAUUCUACAUUUACCUGAUUUUUCCAAAGCUUUUCAAGUUGAAUGUGAUGCAUCUGGGGUAGGAAUAGGAGUUGUCCUUAUACAAGAAGGUCACCCCAUAGCUUAUUUUAGUGAAAAACUCAGGGAACCUACAUUGAAUUAUCCUACCUAUGACAAAGAACUAUAUGCCCUUAUUCGAGCAUUGCAAACUUGGGAGCAUUACUUGGUGUCUAGAGAAUUUAUUAUCAAUACUGACCAUGAAUCUCUCAAGUAUAUUAAAGGGCAAGGAAAGCUGAACAAAAGACAUGCCAAGUGGAUAGAAUAUCUCGAGCAAUUUCAAUAUGUCAUCAAACAUAAAAAGGGGAGUACUAAUGUUGUUGCGGAUGCUCUAUCUAGACGUCAUGCAUUAUUAGUUACUUUAGGAUCACAAAUACUAGGUUUUGAUGACAUUAAGCAACUUUAUGACACUGAUCCUACAUUUGCAUCCACUUAUGCAUCUUGUCUUAAGAAGCCAUUCGACGGAUUCUAUAUUUCUGAGGGGAGAUGCCCAACAGGAUUCCCAAGAUUUGAGGACAGAUCUUUUUCAAGAGGGAGGGACUAA
This is a messenger RNA of Vigna angularis (adzuki bean), 2631 nucleotides long. RefSeq lists its product as uncharacterized. Gene Ontology annotation, molecular function: nucleic acid binding; zinc ion binding. The transcript has 3 exons. The record is from RefSeq and is a predicted model, not a curated record. Bases 1 to 2631 code for a protein of 876 amino acids. NCBI's taxonomy places the organism in Eukaryota, Viridiplantae, Streptophyta, Magnoliopsida, Fabales, Fabaceae.